AUGUUGCAGCAUCCAUUACAACUAAAUGGGUCGUGGGCAGAUGUCCUCAUACUGAUCAUUGGCGCUGUUCUGCAACAGGGAUGUACUCUUGAACCGAGAUACGCUGCAGGUAGAGUCGUAACUUUGCUUCUAUUCGUGGCACUAACAAUACUGUAUGCAGCGUAUUCUGCAAAUAUUGUGGUACUGCUUCGAGCCCCAAGCUCGUCAGUGAGAUCUCUUACGGAUCUUCUCGAUUCGCCUUUAAAGCUUGGUGCCAGUGACUUUGAAUAUAACCGAUAUUUCUUUAAGAAACUAAACGAGCCAGUACGUAAAGCUAUUUACAAUAAGAAGAUAGCUCCAAAAGGAAAAAAACCUAACUUUUACACUAUGGAGGAGGGCGUCGAGAAGAUAAGACGGGGUUUGUUUGCUUUUCACAUGGAGCUAAACCCUGGAUAUAGGUUGAUUCAGGAAACAUACCAGGAGGACGAGAAAUGUGAUCUGGUGGAAAUCGAUUAUAUCAACGAAAUAGACCCUUGGCUGCCGGGGCAGAAGCGUUCACCGUAUAAGGAUUUGUUCAAAAUAAAUUUUAUGAAGAUUCGAGAGACAGGUAUUCAGUCAAACAUCCACCAUCGUCUCCAUGUGGGCAAGCCGCGUUGUUCGGGCAUCAUCUCUGCUUUUAGUAGCGUCGGCAUCACUGACAUGUACCCGGCUCUCAUCGCCACUUUGUACGGCGUGUUCAUAUCCAUCGCUGUUCUGUUCUUGGAGAUAGCCUACAAAAGACUGAACACGUUGGAUCAAAGUGAGGGGGAAAUGCUGAAUUUAUUCAAAGAAUUAAAUGAUGGUUGUGUUCAGUCAUCCUUAACUUUUAACGAGAAGUCUCAUUUCCAAGAUCACGCUUUGUUGUUUUUUGUAGAUUUGGAUUGUCCUAACGCAGAAGCUCUAUUUAACGUACCAAAGCUUCUCCGCUUUCCUUACCGAUGGCUCGCAGUCUAUGAUAGAGAGCAAUACAAAUUCAAUGUGACAAUGAUUUGGGAUCUACCCCUAUUGGCUGAUAGUGACUUCGUUCUCGCUGAAAGAACUGGAGAUAACUAUACAUUAAUUGAAUUACAUAAGCCUUCGCCAGCUGGUCCAACAUAUUCCAAUCCUCGAGGAUACUAUAAUGGGACACUAAUUGAUACAAGACCUCAUAAAGAACUAUUCCGACGGAGGCAAAAUAUCAUGGGUCAUCCCCUAACAAUGGCUAACGUUAUUCAGGACAGCAAUUCUUCACAGUAUCAUUUACCUAGAGAAGAUAGACUGGAGCUUCAUUUAGAUAGUAUAGCUAAAAUAUCAUGGAUCAAUGUUCAUAUAGCUUUCCAAAUGUUGAACGCCACGCCUCGUUACAUCUUCAGUCAUAGAUGGGGUUAUAAGCGAAAUGGCCAGUGGUCAGGAAUGAUCAAUGACUUAAAUACUGGUAGAGCUGAUUUAGGUACAAAUUGUGUGGCAAAUUCUGAACGUUUGAGCGUCGUCGCCUAUACUGAUUCGAUUGCCAAGUUCAAAGUAAAGUUCAUUUUCCGACAGCCACCACUUUCGUACGUCGCUAACAUCUUCACUUUACCAUUCUCCGUCAACGUUUGGAUUUCUGUUAUUCUUUCGAUAAUUAUUUCCACUUUUACCAUUUAUUUGGCAUCCAAAUGGGAAGCUUUUAGGAUUGGCACAGAUCAAAUGCAAUUAGAUGGUGGUAUUGGUGACGCAAUGCUUUUAACUUUAAGUGCACUUGGUCAGCAAGGUUGUUCUAAAGAACCGAAAAAACUUGCAGGACGUAUAAUGUUAUGGAUAAUAUUUGCAGCUCUUAUGGCACUAUAUGCUGCAUAUUCCGCUAACAUUGUGGUACUACUGCAGGCUCCUUCCAAUUCUAUACGAACUUUGGAACAACUGGUCAAUUCUAAGAUGACCCUUGCAGCAUUGGAAGUGGAUUAUAAUCAUUUUGUAUUAAAGGCACAAAAAGAUCCGAUCAGACUUAAAAUAUAUAAGAAGAUAGAGCCAGAUAAAGGAAAAGCUGAAUAUUAUGGGUUGAAUGAAGGCGUCGAACGAGUCCGAAAGGGUCUUUUUGCAUUUCACGUAAUAGCGGAGCAAUUGUAUCGACGAGUCGAGGAGACUUUCUUGGAGACAGAGAAGUGUGAUCUCGUGGAAGUAGAUUUUAUGAACAUUCUCGAUCCGUUUGUGCCAGUGUACAAAUUCUCUCCAUAUUUAGAGUUGCUGAGAGUAGCUUUCAAGCGCAUCCAUGAAUCAGGUAUUCAGGUGGCUGUAAACAAGCGUAUUCAUGUUACAAAACCUCAUUGCUCCGACAAAAUAACAACGUUCAGGAGUGUCAGCUUUUUGAAUAUUCGACCACUCCUGCUGUUCAUGUUGAUUGGCAUUGCUAUAUCUAUUGUGAUACUCAUGCUUGAAAUUAUACACGAAAAG
Messenger RNA from Brenthis ino (lesser marbled fritillary), 2424 nucleotides. The record is from the annotation of a GenBank genome assembly. NCBI's taxonomy places the organism in Eukaryota, Metazoa, Arthropoda, Insecta, Lepidoptera, Nymphalidae.